CUUUAGAAAAGAUGUAAAUAUAUAUUUAUAUAUAUAGGUCUCUGGACCCUCUGGCUCCAAAAGUUAAAAAAAGAAGCAGAGUUUUGUGAGCAAGCUCUAAUGGCAGAUCAACACACUAAAAUUCAUCCAUUGAAAGAUAAAACAGAGAAUCCUCAACCUACCAGACCUUUGGUGCCAAAGGGAUCAUCAUUCAAGUCAGAUAAUCAAGGGCAACCCAGCUCAGCCAUGCCUUCCAAUGUACAUGUACAGAAUAAUCCUCCUAGCUUUCCAUUCAUGGACUUGAGGAGGGCAUCAAAACCGAAGAGAAGCUGUUGGUGCAGAUGCAUAUGUUGGACAAUCAGUCUCCUCAUCCUUCUGCUCAUCAUUCUCGGGUUCAUUGUUGCGGUUAUCUACAUUGUGUUUCAACCAAAGAUUCCAAACUACUCUGUAGACAACCUCAGGAUAUCCGAUUUGAGACUCAAUUUCGAUUUAAGUCUUUACGCCAGGUUUAAUGUAAGGAUCACGGCCUACAAUCCGAACAAAAAGAUUGGGAUUUAUUAUGAGAAAGGGAGCCAGCUGAGUGUGUGGUACAAAAGCAGUAAGCUUUGUCAAGGGCCGAUUCCGAAAUUUUAUCAAGGGCACCAGAACAGGACAAAGCUCGAUGUGGCCUUAACGGGUCAAUCUCAGUAUGGUAAUACUCUGUUGUCUGCCCUGCAGGAGGCACAACAAACAGGAAGGAUUCCGUUGGAUCUUAAGAUCAAUGUACCUGUUCGGAUUGAGCUCGGAAACCUCAAGUUGAAGAAGGUUCGGAUUGUGGGAAAUUGUGCAUUGAUUGUGGACAGUUUAUCUACCAAUAGCUUCAUCAGCAUUAAGGCUAGUACUUGCAAGUUCAAUGUCAAGCUUUAGGCAUCCUGAAUUGUCCUGGAGUGAUUUUAUGUUCAUUUUGUAAACAUUGUUUUUGUAGACUUUUUUUUUGUUUGUCUACUUUUACUUUAGCGACAGAGAUUCAACAUUGAUUUAUCAAUACUUCUUUAGUUUGCAGAGUCACGUACCCGAUUCAAACAUUUAUAAACUCCUCCAACAUUCCUUCCGUGAUUUAUUUUUGCUGUAAGAGGUUAUUUUAAUCUCUCUGUUUUUUUUUUUAAAUUCUUGUGCAAUGUAAUGGAAAUGAUGAAUACUUG
This is a messenger RNA of Oldenlandia corymbosa var. corymbosa, 1160 nucleotides long. NCBI's taxonomy places the organism in Eukaryota, Viridiplantae, Streptophyta, Magnoliopsida, Gentianales, Rubiaceae. The record is from the annotation of a GenBank genome assembly.